Molecule: messenger RNA, 7115 nt
Organism: Lytechinus pictus (painted urchin)
Lineage: Eukaryota; Metazoa; Echinodermata; Echinoidea; Temnopleuroida; Toxopneustidae
Product: secreted frizzled-related protein 3-like
Exons: 5
Coding region: 2863-3885 (340 amino acids)
Biological process (GO): non-canonical Wnt signaling pathway; canonical Wnt signaling pathway
Cellular component (GO): cytoplasm
Molecular function (GO): Wnt-protein binding
Source: RefSeq, a predicted model, not a curated record
GUCACGUAAUACAGCUUUCAUCUGAAACCUUGUAUCGUGGCUAUGUGAUUAUUUCAAUAUUUACGGUUUAGAUUUAGAGAAACAUCGCUAUUGUUAAACUCCUAUUACAAAGCAUGCCAAGAAAAGGUAGAGGGGCUUAUUAAAUCCACUUUCGUGUUUUAAACAUCCGUGAUAAGUGUCAGCAAACCUGGAGUUUUUUAGAUUCUGUGAAUCUGAGAUUUGAGGAUAUCGUAAAUAUGAGUGUUAAUGGUGACUCUACAAGGCUUCUUGAUCGGAAACAUGUUUGGAAAACAUUCAAUCUUUGAUUUCCCCCUUACAUUCCAGAGUUGAGAGUUAGCAAGGCGAUCAUUGGUCGAUAGAAAUUAGCUGACUGGAUGAGAGUGUUUCGUUCAUCUUCACUCCCAAAGCUCGCGUAGACCGCCCGGACGCCGUGUUCCUCGAUCACCGUUUUCAUAUUUUUUUUUUAUAUCACCUGUCACGAGAAGUCGGAGCCGGAUGAUCAUCACCACCACUUACAUUAUCGACCCUUGGUCAUGAAGUUGGCAAUCAUACAAACAUCUAUGUUUCCUUGGGGGGAAUAGUACAUCUCACUGAAUGGAGAGGGCAAUCAUCUAGUACACUUAUGAUAAAAUAACUUCAUGUUUUCUUCAACUAUUUCUGUGAUCCGGCUUUUUAGUGGUGGAAAUGUUUACGACUUCUAGUAAAUUGAAAGCGAAUCUGGUAGUACAGGAAACGAACACCGAAACUUUGAACAUCUAGUAAAUUUAAGCAUCGCCUCUCUAGAGUAUUGAGUGCCAUCAUCAUCGAACUGACGUCGCAAAAAGUGGAUUUUUUUCAUAUUUUCUUAAUAUUGAUGACUUUUGUCUCGCAUUACUUGCUCGAUUUUAAUUCUUUCUUCGAUUCGAGGUAAAACACGUGACAUAUCCCUGGACAUCUUACUCUCUCUCCCUCCCUCCCUCACCCCAGCUCUAGACUGAAUGACUGAUCAGCUAUUGAUAAAGUACAAUGACACCAGCGUUCUUCCUGCUUGACAAGGGAACUCUAUCAUCUAUGGUUGGACUCCAAUACGACUUCCUAACCAGGCCUUUUAACCACCUCAUUGCCACCAAAACGAAUUAUCUAACACCAAUGAUCGUUUAGUGCGACCUACAGAUGCGAAGAGGUUAAAGCCCACCAUACCCGGAACGUGAAUCGCAUCAUAGGGGUAAUAGAGAUUUCAGAAGGGUACAACUAGGGUGCGGUUUCACCCCAUUGGUGGCAUGGAGUGGUGAAAGAUAUUCAAUAAUUCAUGGCUAAAUAUUUUAAUUAUCUGAAGGUCAAUAUACCUUGAUAUAUUAACCUUUUAGGGGUAAACGGACGGAUGAUCAUUUGGAAGAAAGUAUACACUCUCGAAGUCUACUGUCAAGAGUAUAUAGCACUAUCACCACCCCAACAAAUUGACCCUAACUGCUCUUCAAUUAAGUCACGCCUUGGACAUUUUGAAUUACCUAUUGAGAGACAACACUUCAACUACUGAUGCAGCUGCACUUAAUAUAUAUGAUAGUAUACGAACGUCAUUUUCUUAGGGUCACGUAUUAUUAAUAUAAGUUGAUCCAUAGGUGGAGAGUUAGUAAUAUGUAUUUUUCUUUUCAUUUUGCUUCCAAUCUGUAUAAUACGAUAAAACAAAAGAUCGAAAGUAAAAUUUCAGCUUGCGGUUAACUCUAUAUGAACAACGAUCGUGUUCAUGUGCAUGACGUCACUCAUCACCUGACAUACCAUCGUAAUUCAUGAGAUGUCACAUGACAGCGAAUCAAUUAUUCCUUUACCCCGAACGGGUUGUGAAACAUUCCUAGGACGAGCCAAACCCUUCGCCAUUCCGGAUAUAUCGUUUCAGCGGGUCAUCGGAAAUAAAACCGCUUAGCGAUGAUUGGUAGAAAAUUAUUUGAAGCCUGGUAGACUACUAUUGUUUUAGAUCUUAUAUUUUUAUGAUUCAACAGAUCCAGUACGUAUCACACCUUAUCGCCCGCCGUCUCUAUCGGUAUCACUCUCCACGUUGGUAAACUUGGUGAGCUCGGAAUCAAAACCGCUGUCAAUUUGUCAAACGUGUGAUUUAUCGAGGAAUAUGGCCACAUAAAUCAUUGUGAUGCCACGAAUGUUCUUGAUGACAUCACGUCUAGAAACCUCCACAUUCUGGACCAUCCUUAAAUGUGAUUUAUUUUCAGCAAGGUGGAACAUUUCGUUGCCUAUGAUUGAUUGAUGAGCAGGAUGAGGAUUGUACAAAAGUGAUUUUUUUGUGUGGAGAAAAUGAGAGUAUAAAAGGCAGAGGAAUCACAUCAUUGUAGGAUAAUUCAACAGUGACGCCAAACGCUUGGUUACACCCAAUUGUGUUUUUCCUUCGUUAUUUUAACCUCGAAUUUAUCGAAGCGAGCUACUUUAUCCGGAUGGAAAGGAGAUGUUUUUGCAUUUUGAUAGAUUCGAAUUAAUGUUAUAUUAUUGCAAACGUGCUGGUUUGUUACAUGGACGUCUCGAUGAAUCAAAGCAAACAUUUUAAGACGAGAGCUGACAACAAUGAGACGGUUUACGACUGAACAUUUUGACUUGUCAAAACAUAUUUAAUAUCUUCGCGUGUUUUCAUAAUUCCUGUGGGGGAAAUAUUUCAUCGCUUGUGCUGAGGUUUAAUUUUAGUGCUUAACAUAACCUUGACUUCAGCAUUCCUUUGUAUGAAACAAAGCCUUUGUCUGAAUUGUGAGUAAAAGGUUUUUAAAACAAUAGACAUCAUUCGCCAAUAACAUUUUCUCUCGUGUGGAUCACAGGCUAGCUAAAACAUCAUCGUCAUAAGAAUCAGCAAACUUUCUACGAGUUCGGUCGCAAGCGAGGAACAUCAUGGAGAAGUGCAAGUUAAGGAUUCGUGACGAUGUGUCUUUGAGGACCAUGUCUUCUCCCUGCACUUUAUGCAUUUCAAACAUCAUGAAAAACUCAGUCUUCCUUCUGGCUUUGUUCACUGUUUUAUCAGCAAUGAGCAUGAACGGAAGACCUGAGUGCCAAUUGGUUCAGCUUCCGAUGUGUGCUUCAAUGCCUUACAACUUAACCAGAAUGCCCAACCUUUUACAUCAUAGCACGCAAGAGAAUGCCAAGCUGGCUAUCGAACAGUUCUUGCCGCUUGUCAACACCAACUGCAGUGGUAACCUGACUUUCUUCCUAUGCGCGAUGUACGCGCCCAUCUGCACAAUGGGUUUCAUGGAAGAACCUGUGCCUCCUUGUAAGAGCAUCUGUCAGAAUGUGAGGGCGGGCUGUGAGCCUAUAAUGGUAGAGCACAACGUGUCUUGGCCUGAAUAUCUGUCUUGUGAUCAGCUACCUGAGUAUACUUCCGGUGUGUGUAUCACCAGAGAUGCCAUCGUUGACUCGGGGCCAACCAUGGACCAGUUCCAACCCACUCCUGCAGUUCCUCAGGUGCCACCGGGGAAUUGCGACGCAUGCCAGUACGAUUAUGAGCUAUCACGUGAUCUGUUUUUCGAGAAGGAAUAUGAAUUUGUGAUUCGUGCAAGGGUCGAGGGUUUCUUUUCCGGUACUCGAAGGGGUGAAAUGUACAUCCGGGUCAUUAUACAUCACGUGGUACAGUUCAGUGAGAUUCACAUACCAGUCGGAGAGGUCCAACUGUGGGUCAACAACUACUGCGCAUGUCCGAUGCUAACGCCCGGUGAAGAAUACAUGAUAAUGUGUUACCAAGAUAUAAUCAACGGUAGAUUGUUACUAGAAAACGACUGCUUGGCGAUUCCAUGGCAGAACAGAUACAGCAAGAGGGUUAAGAAAUGGGGCCAGAAGCUUCUGUACGAUCAGCGAUAUCGAGAUUCAAGUGAUUCAAGGAGUAAUAGAAGAAACAGAGAUCUCUAUUACCUAUAUGGAUAGGUCAGAGGUCUUUUCAUCAGAGGUCAAUGAACUUCUCCGGAGCUGACGUCACAAUCGAUCAUCUUCAAUUAUGUGGCGGAACAUCGUGCAAAUGUUGUCAUAUUUAAAUGACAUGGUUCAGAAUAAGCUUUUAAAGCUUAACGAAUGAUGGUAAAGGAUAAUUUUAAUAAUAGAGGCUUUACAAACAGCUAUUAAUUAUCGUAUAGUGCGUAAAAAUGAUAUCAACAUAAUGUUUUCUUUGCUGGUUUUCAAGAGACUUGAUAUUAAGUUUGAUAUCAAACUUAAAUGUCAAACUCAAUUAUCAAGUCAAAUCCCUUUUAAAGCAUUUUGAGAAAUGAUUGUUAUUAUUAUUUUUAUUAUUAGUAGUAUUAUUAUUAUUAUCAUUAUUAUUAUUAUUAUUAGUAGUAGUAGUAGUAGUAGUAUUAUCAUUAUUAUUAUUAUUAUUAUUUCCAUUGUCCACAACUUGAUGUUCUGUUGGUAUAUUACACAGCAACCGGACUUCUUCCAGAAAUCUAGGGUUAUUGUUCUAUAUUCUAUACUAGUAUUAUUAUUAUUGUUAUAUAUUGUUCUAAAUUAUCAUUAUUAUUAUUAGUAUUAUGCCUAAAAUUGUUAUUAUCGAUUUGAGGUCUACUUAGUUUCACUGAGACAUGAAACUAUUAUUGUCAAGACUUAUUUUAGGGGGUCAUUUAUUAAGUCAUUUUAUUCAUCAUGUUCAUUAAGUAUUAUGAAUGACUCAUGCUAUUUUCGUAUGAUAUGAAAUCGAAUGUGUUUUAAACAUGAUACUUCAGCCUAGUACUGGAGUACAUACAGCCUUAUCAUCGAGAACGUCGUCGAAAUCGGAUGUAAGUUAACGACAUUUUGGUGUGUUUUUUUAAUAUCUUUGGUGAAAAAAUUGCACGAAUUACCAUAGGACAUUUAAACCCAUGUUAUUGGUAACUUGGAAUAUGAAUCUUUCUCUCGUUUCAUUCUUCUUUAUCUCCCUUGUAACGAAAACAGUGACGACAAUGUUGCUAUUAUCGAUAAAAUUAGGAGUCAUACCAGUCUGUGCAUUCUCCAUUAAUACAAUGUGAAUAGAACUAAUUGAAAAGAAAGAUAUGAAGCAGGGAUAUUUCAUGAUAAGCUUUCUUAUCAUAUCCAUGGCCCUUGGAAGAGCGGGGGGGGGGGGGUCUUGGUGUGUGAAUCACUAGAAUUACAAAUUUCAUUCAAUUCGAAGUGUUUUUUUUUUCCUUUUCAAAUUUUUCUUUCAAACAAGCACCCCUAUUAAAAGUCGUUCCCAUGUUGCUGAUCAUAUCAUAAUGAUGCAAACAACUUUUUCAUCAAAAUGAUCACAAAACUUGACUACCUUUCAUAACAUCUUUAUUACAUUGUUGUUAAUCAUAUCAAUGUUAUGAAAAAGUGGUCUUUAUUACAUAAUUAAAAAAUAACUCGUCUUAAAAAAAUGUUUGGCAGGAACAUUGUAUAUUAGGGAGGUUUAUAUUUAAAGAGACUUUCCCCAUUCAUACUUUAUAUGAGGUUUUCACCUAGAAGACGAUGUAUGAACGGUGCUUAUAAAACUUUUUAAAAGACAUGCUACAUACCUAUAGGUGUUUCAUUAUUAGUAUAUUUCAAGCACGGAUUUCUAGUGUAAUCUUCAAGCCCUAUAAAGCUUAUUCUGCUGUCCUUGAUAAAUAUUCGUAGCUCAUUCAAAUUAAUAUUUAUAGCCUGUUUAUAUUUAUGAUGUUUAUAAACACCGGUGUUGGUUUAACACCAGCCCGGAAUAUAUAUAUGUCCACACCAGAGAAGUGUUAAACUAUACCAGUUUGGUUUUGGUCUAACACCAGAUAGGUGUUUAAUCAACACCAAUUUGUAUUAAAACAGCAUGGGUUUGAUUCCAAACUGGUGUUGUUUCAAUACUUCUCUGGUGUGGACAUAUAUAGAUUCCGGGCUGGUGUUAAAUCAACACCGGAGUUUUUGCAGAGUACGGUUUGAAUAUUAGAAAUGCCGUAUUUUAUUUAGACAUCAUGCUCAGGGGGUAAUAGAUGCUAUGUCGGGGUCGAACCAGGCAUGCCACCUAAUACCCCCUGAUUCAUUGACCCUCGACAAAGACUUCAUUGUCAUAAAGGGCAUUGACAAUAGAUUAUUUACGUUCCAGAAAGCGUCUUGCGUAGUGGUUGCGAAAUAUCAUUAUUGAUACGAUAGAAAAUAAACACCAUACAUGAUUUCUGAAUAGCGCCCCCUAUAGAUAUCAGAAUGUUCAUUGUCAGAGUUUUUACUCACCUUUUCAGCCUUUAACAAUGUUAGUCAAAAACUACACAAUUUAACACUUUUUGUUUUUGAAAUUGUAGAUAAUUAUAUUCAGUUAUAUAACAUAAUCAUAGCAUUGUUUCUCUAUUCAUCUGAGCAUUUAAACAGGUACUUUCUUUGUAAAAUUCGAAUUUAUGUUUAGGUUAAGUUAUUUGUUCAGCGAUGAAAUCGCAUUUGUGUUUGUAUCAUUCAAAGUUGUUUUGAAAAACGAGUCUUUGUUCUUGUAUAUCAUUGCUCUCUCUCUUUGUGCUGAUCUGAACCUUUGUUGAUCCUGUAUUUUGAAGCUUUCAGAGGUUCUUCAAAAAGAAGAAAAGUUUUCAAAACAGUCAUUUAGAAACAUUUUUUUUGGUUUUAUUAUAAAAGGAACCCUUUAAGGUUUUAUAUAUACAACCUAUGGGAUUAUCGAUGUUGUUAAAAACAAAUAGGUAGUUUUAAAAACCCUGUACAAAAUUGGCAGUGUUCUUCAUAUCUUCAAAACCCCCAUAGGUUAUACAUGUAUAAAUAAUCUUAAAGGGUUCCUUGUAUAUAGAAUAAACAUAGUUAUAAAGGACUGUUCAGAACCCCUUACUGAUUCUCCGAAGAACAUUCAACUGUUCCAAAAACGAAACAAAAAAGGUUUGAGAAUUUCUAGUCGGUGUUACAAGGAUUUUUUUUCAAUCAAUCGCAAAAAUUCUUAUGCAAAUUUACAAUUGAUAUAUCAAUUUUUAGCUAAAGCAAGUUCAUUUUUAAUGCUUUUUGGAAGAACCAAAUCAGUACUUUGCUACAAAUUUGUGAUAAAAAUUACCAGACUUAUGAUUGAUUUGGGAAGAAAAAUUUUACUUUGAAAAUGAUUGCUAGUUUUUAUCAACACCGCAUAAAAGUUUUUAAUUAUGUUUCAUUUUGUAUUCAUAUGUAUUUGUGUAGUAAUUUCUUGUUAUUUUUUAAUAAUAAAUAUACCAUUAAGAGAA